Molecule: messenger RNA, 1882 nt
Organism: Marchantia polymorpha subsp. ruderalis
Lineage: Eukaryota; Viridiplantae; Streptophyta; Marchantiopsida; Marchantiales; Marchantiaceae
Source: the annotation of a GenBank genome assembly
UCGCCUUGGUUUCAUGGCGCAUCUCCAUCCAUUGCUAUUCACCAUGCCCCGUAGGCUGGGACUCGAAUGAACUGCUGAGCUCGUUCAUUCAAUUCCCUCCACGCCUCAUUGGCAGGGCAUGGCAUCCCAUCGCAUCGCAUGGGCGUUACUUUCAGCUUUACGGUUAACAACAUACACUCUACACUCUACACUUCACUUCCAGUGACUCCGGUCGGUCCUUACAAUAUACUAUCGUCUCGUACUCGUGUUAAUGUGCCUCCCUCCCUCCUCACUCGCCAAAGAUGUUAUUCUCUUGGGGCUGUACUUCGAUUUCACAUUAAGUGCAGUACAUUUGCUUUUCUCCUUUCCCUUUCCCUUCCCUUGAGCUCCUGCGUCUUACACCAGUUUCGUUCCUUCUCAUGACAUGGACUGCUCGAGCAGCAGUCCACCGAUGCAGAUGCAGUUGCAGUGCUGUGCAGUGCAGUUGCGUACCGUCGAUGGUCUGGGAACAUGGUGUGACGUUUAUUUGGCUACCUGCUCAAUGAUACUCAAUCUUGCCGGGCUUGGGUUGGGUUGGGUUGGGGGGGUGUGUGUACUUUGGAUCUACGCAUACUAAAGUACGUGUUCAGCUGGCUGGCAGUCUACCAUGCUCGCAGCUGCUUUUGCGCAAUGUGAAGUCGUGGGUGGUUGUUGUUGAUGUGCUAUUGCACUCGAAUGACCUGCUCUGAGUCUCUGACCUGCUAAAUCCUAUUCUGUAACGAACUUCAACCUCGACUUUAUGGUGUGUACCUCAACCACACACACCUUCAGACCGACCAGCAGCAACGAGUUGAGCUUCAAUCCAUCUUUGCAUCUAUCGCCUGAAUCAGCAUCAUUAUCAUCAUCGUCAUCUUCUUCUUCUUCGUGUGCCUUCCUUCCUCUGGGAAUAGUUCUAAAUCGGACGGAGCGAGAUCUCUGCCACAGGUCUUCCUCGGAACGUGAAACUUCUCUUUGAGUAUUAUAUUCCCAUGAAAAUUCCCUGGUCCAUUCUGCUACAAUAGCCAAGGCUCUGUUGAGGCUUGGCUACCUUGGAGACACCGAGAACCCAAUGUUCAUUGCGUUGUACGAGGAUAUCUAUGUGACCCUGUCUGGUGUGCUAGCCAUGGGGAUCCCCGAGCUUUAUUGGAUACAUCGAGUAUCUGGGUAUGAGAAUCAAGCCAGGAAAUCAUGAAGUAUCCUAGAUGAGUGAGUGGCAGAGGAGACCAACAAAUUCAUCGCCUCUCUCAGGGGUCGCUCGGAAUGAUUCAUGGCGCAGUAGGCAGGCGCAUACGAUACGCAAUGUGGCGACCAUGGAACGUAGUUAUUGACUGCCGUUGCCCCGGAUGAGAAAGUCCAGCUCGGCAAGUUAUGCAGAACCAACGCCAUAGAUUCCCUCAAGUUCCCAAUCCGAUCAGUGUUUGCGGUUUUAAGCGAGUUUAGCCAUCCGAACAUUAGUCCUCGAUCUUCAUUUGAAGGGGGGAAUUAAAAUGAUUAAGACUGAGAAUGUACUUCCCUCGUCCACUCCAUCCCGUCCAUCAUGAUUCCUUGAACUCUAAACUUCCGGUUAAUUGUGCGAUUGUAACCUUCGCAUGUUGACCUUCGCAUUCACGUAUCACUGUUGAAUUGUGAGGCAGGGGUUCUCGUGCAUGAUGAAAUUAGCAGGACGAUGGUUUAGAAGGUAGUAAAGAUGAGGGAGAGAGGGAGAGAGGGAGAUGAGGGAGAGAGGGCAUGAUAAAACCGAUCACCUCGACACAUUCAACUUCAUCAUUUCUUGACGUCACCCAAAGUUGUGUCAACACGUUUUCGUGUGAAUUUCAGUUGAUUGAAGUGUUUCGAAUCCUCUUCUCUGACAUGCCGAAAAACAAUAAAACGGCGAGUGAAUGGG